Messenger RNA from Pseudophryne corroboree (corroboree frog), 4260 nucleotides. RefSeq names its product ERCC excision repair 6 like, spindle assembly checkpoint helicase (gene ERCC6L). Bases 278 to 4135 code for a protein of 1285 amino acids. The record is from RefSeq and is a predicted model, not a curated record. The transcript is spliced from 3 exons. Gene Ontology annotation, molecular function: ATP-dependent chromatin remodeler activity; DNA translocase activity; ATP binding. Lineage: Eukaryota; Metazoa; Chordata; Amphibia; Anura; Myobatrachidae.
AAUACUGCAGGGAGAUAGCAGAAAAUGCACACACUCUGACACUAGUGCAGGAGGGUAGGCUGAGCUAGAGCCAAUAGGAUAACGCGCCCACUAAGGGCACUGACUAACCACAGCAGAGAACGGAAUACAGCAAGCGUUAGCUCCGCCUCCAUGCAGAGCUUGUUGGGAAGCGGUUUGAAUCAGUGGCGGGUUCGGCCCGUACGGUCGCAACUGCUGUAGCUGAGUCCGCACAAUCACCGCCGCCCCCGCACCGUGACCCGUCUCUGCUGCGCUUAGCAUGGAGUCGGCGGAAAGACAGCAGCGUAGUUCGCUUGAGGCCAGUAUUCUGUCCCGAGCGCAGGAGGACCCGGAGCAGGCAGAGACAUUUGAGAGAUAUAUCCGAAAGGCCAAGCAAGAAGCAAAGAAUGGAAACCUGUUGAAGUCAAUAGAAUAUUUUAAAAAAGCAGAUGGCAUACAUCCCAGUGAAAAGUUAAAAGGUCGCAUAGCAAAGCUCGAUGAGGCUCUUCGAGAACUUACACUCCAAACUGAACAAGAUGAUGAGUUUAUAGAUGUGUUAGACAGCGGCUUGAUGCUCUACAAUGAAUUGUAUAAUAAGUUAUUUUUACAUCAGAGAGAGGGUGUAGCAUUUCUGUACAGUCUACACAGAGAUGAAAGAAAAGGUGGCAUUCUGGCAGAUGACAUGGGUCUUGGAAAGACGAUCCAGGUUAUUGGCUUCCUUUCUGGAAUGUUUGAUGCUGAAUUAGUAAAUUUCAUAUUGUUAAUUAUGCCAACAACUCUAAUCAGCAAUUGGGUAAAGGAGUUUGAAAAAUGGACUCCAGGCAUGAGAGUAAAUGAAUUUCAUGGUACAAGUAAGAAAGAGAGAUCAAGAAACCUUGAAAAAAUCCAGAGAAAGGGUGGUGUUCUUAUUACCACCUACCAAAUGUUAAUUAAUAACUGGCAACAGUUGUCUACAUACAAUGGUAGAGAGUUUACUUGGGAUUAUAUUAUUUUAGAUGAGGCUCAUAAAAUCAAAACAUCAUCGACAAAGACCGCUAAAUCUUGCUCUGCAAUUCCUGCCAAAAACCGCAUACUUCUCACAGGAACACCUGUCCAAAACAAUCUGCAUGAGAUGUGGGCUCUCUUUGACUUUGCCUGUCAAGGGACACUACUGGGUACCUCGAAGACAUUUAAAAUGGAGUAUGAAAAUCCCAUUACAAGGGCUAGAGAGAAAGAUUCUACACCAGGUGAAAAAGCUCUCGGGCUGAAGAUAUCCGAGAACCUCAUGAAAAUUAUUCAGCCUUAUUUUCUAAGACGUACAAAGAAUGAUGUACAGAGUAAAAAGGUAGCGGACCAGCAGACAAAGGAGUCAAAUAUUGACGUUCCUACGAUGCCUUCUCUUACACGAAAAAAUGACUUCAUAAUAUGGGUGUAUUUAUCUCCCAUUCAGGAAGACGUAUACCGAAAGUUUAUAUCUCUGGAUCAAAUUAAGGAAUUGCUAAUGACUACUAGAUCUCCUCUAGCAGAGUUGAAUAUUCUGAAAAAGCUGUGUGAUCAUCCCAGACUUCUAUCUGCAAGAGCAUGUGUUCAGCUUGGUUUGGAAGGGGAUGGAACAGAGGAAAAUGCUCUUGAGGCCAUCACAAAAUAUGACCACCUUUCUGACGAGGCUUUGAUUGAGGAGUCUGGAAAACUCAUGCUUUUAAUAGAUCUCCUCCACAAACUGAAAGAUGAAGGACACAGAACUCUUGUUUUCUCCCAGUCACGAAAAAUGCUUGACAUGAUUGAUCGCAUCUUGAAUAAUAGAAGUUUUAAGGUCUUGCGUGUUGAUGGAACAGUUUCGCUAUUUGAUCGUCAAAAAAGAAUAAGCACAUUUCAGAGUAACCGUAGCUUUUCAGUGCUGCUGUUGACUACACAAGUCGGAGGCGUCGGAUUAACCCUAACUGCAGCUGACCGUGUGGUUAUUUUUGACCCCAGUUGGAAUCCAGCUACUGAUGCACAAGCCGUUGAUAGAGCAUAUAGAAUAGGACAGCAGGAAAAUGUAGUCAUUUAUAGACUUAUAACUUGUGGCACAGUGGAAGAAAAAAUAUACAGAAGACAAAUCUUCAAAGACUCCUUAAUAAGGCAAACAACGGGUGACAAGAAAAAUCCCUUUCGCUACUUUUCAAAGCAAGAACUGAAAGAACUAUUUUCUUUAGAAGAUACACGGACCUCUUCAACACAGAUUCAGCUUCAGAAUAUGCAUUCAUCCCAGAGGAAAACUGACACUAAUCUUGAUGAACAUAUAGCUUACUUGCAUACUCUAGAGAUUUUUGGAAUUUCUGACCAUGAUCUGAUAUAUACACAUGAGGUGUCCUCCCAAGAUGAAGAAGAUGAAUGUGAAGGCCAAUACAUUCAAGAGAGGGUGCAGAAAGCUCGUGAGCUAUUACAGAUGGAAUCUCAAAUGAAUGAGCAAUUAAUGGAACAGAUAAGAAAGGGAUCUGAAGGAGCAUGGCUACGGCCAAAUGUGUUUCCUGAAAAAUCGAAACACAAAAAUCCUCAAAUUAAUAAACCCCUUCUCUCUCCCCAUAAAACCAUAGACCUUACAGACUAUGAUGUUGCAAAUGUAAGUUCUCAUAUGGAAAGUUUAUUGAUAGAUGUUAGUGGAGAUGAAGAAGAAAAUCUCCAUCCUGUUCCCCUUAAAAGGCAAUCGCCAAAUGAUGACAACUCCCAGAUGACCAGUUUGAUCAUUGAAGAUUCUGUUGAUGAAGAAAAUCUGCCAUUUGUUCCAUUUAAAAAGGAAUCUCCAAAAGAUGUAAAGUGCCACAUAACCAAUUUAGAAGAUUCUAGUGAAGAAGACAUUUUACUUCCUUGUCCAUUUACAAAAGAAUCCGCCAAUCUGAAUAGAAUUUGUCCAUCAAAUGGACAUUUUGCUGAAGUGGAUUCUGCUCCAAAAGUUUCACUAGUUGGCAAUUCGUUCACUAAUACAGGUUUAAAUCUGUCAGAAAGCUUGACCAUCAAAACUACAGAACAAGAACAGUCUUGGAUGGAAGAUACUAGUAUGAACUUCAAAGAAGAAACUUAUUUGUCUCCUUCAAAGGCUCAGUUACCAUGUGACUUCAAUCUAGUGUUAGAAGAUUCUUUGGAAAGAGAGGAGCAUCUUGUUUCCGUGGGUGAAAUGGGAAGUAUGAUGGAAACAUCUGAGGCACUGCAGAAGGAAGCUAUACUAGUAUUAGAUGGCUCUGCAGAAAAUAUGAGUCAAGAAGGCAACAACUUGGAAACUUCCAUGGAACAUGAAAUUAAAAAUGAAAGCGAUAAAAUAAAGUAUUCAAUACGCCAACUUGAAGACUGCUCAAAAAUUCUAGAGAGAUCUCACAAUGAAAUGGAUGUAUUAAACUCUUUUCAGGAAACUAAUGAUGGUUUUAAAAUGAAUGCUUCCAUAGAUGAUGACGAAGAGGAAGGCAAGGAGAUAUUUUUCUUUACAAAGCGUAAAGUUACAAGGAGAAUAUAUUCAGAAAGUGAGCCAGAAAUCUCGCAAAAUGAGGGUAAUAUGGUGUUUUCACCUUUCAGCAGCCCUUCAGUGAAAGCAGUGAGUGCAUCAACUCCGAAGUUAGAAAAAUCUAUCUCUGACAAACUCUUUCUACAAACCAGUUUUUCAGGGAGACGCAGGUCUAUUGCUUCAAGAAGAUCUCUCGUUUAUGUAGCUGUAGAGGAAGCAACAGAUGUUCAAGAAAAUAUUGAUGAUGAAGACGAGAGUGAGGAUGAGGAAGAAGAUGAAUUUAUAAAGGCUGAAGUUAAAGAAGUUGAAGAGGUGCAGAUUGAAUAUAUUGAAGAGGAACCAGCUGGAGAAACUCUCUUUUCGACUUCAGGAGAGGAUUCUAAACCUAAUAACUUUCUUGUCAAAAGCUCUUAUACUGAAGACUCCACAAACGAAUCUACUGAUGAAGUGGAACUCCUUUCUGAUGAACAAGUUGAUUACCUUGCAAAAGAAACAAAAACUACCCAAAUAAAUGUUUCCCAUCAUGAAGACACUUACUCUAAACUGGUUAAACGUGGCAAGGAACUUAAAGAUGAUGGUCAUGUGAAGGAAGCUUUGGAUUGUUUUUUAAAAGCACUUGACAUUAAAUCGGGAGACCCUGAAGUAAUGAUGAUUACUUUGAGUUUGUACAGACUGCUUUCCUAAAAGUAGAAAACCCCCCCAGAAAAAAAGCAAUAUCUGGUCUGUUAUAAUGUGUUGAAAUAGUUUACCUUUAGCACUGUUUAUUGUAAAUACACCCUAUUAAAAUACUGAAAUCAUUAAAUGAAUAA